UUCAGACAUGUAACUUUGCGCGUCUCUCUUACUAUAAGCAAAAUAGUUCCGAGCCGCUCCCCUCCCCUUGUCUUGACGACGGGGCGAGGUUCCGCAGUCCCCCAGCUUGGAGUCUUCCCGGCUCUCUUUAGGGUGGGAGGAGGGGGGGAAAGGAGCGCACAGAGACUUGUGUCCCCGCCGCCACCUAAACUCCCCCCGCGGAGGGAUAUCUCUGGGUGAGUGCGCGUGCUUUUUUUCCCUUCCCGCACCAAAAUAUUGAGAGUUAAGAGGCAGCUCCGCUGUGUAAUUGAGCUCAGAAGAGAGCAGUGCCUGUCGGAGGCUGUGUUGCUGCUCGGGGGCUCCUGCCUUACUGCGGUGCUGGAUUGCAUUUACACUGACCCCCCUGGCAGCUUCCAAGAGGAGUGGAUUUUAUCCGGCAGGCUCCAGCCUUGGCUUGGGAAAAGACGGGACUCCGGGCGGCUGUAGCGAGCAAGAACCCAAGAUCUUGGUCCCCCUUUUAAAACGAAGCCUUUGAUUCUUCCGAAGGACAGCUUUUUCAUCACAUUCUGGGAUUUUUAAAUUUUUCUUUUCUGGCCGCUUCAUUCUGGAAGUCCGUUUCUAUCUUUGGAGGGAGGAGAAAUUUUUUUUAUAUACAUCUUCAACGCCCGGUGGGAGGGAAAGAAAAGGAGAGCGGGGGAGCUCCUGCUUCCCGAAGCUCCCUCCUCCUCGUCGGGCUUGGGCUGGAUCCUGCGCCUCUGGUUUUGGCAACGCGACUGCUCGUCAGCAGGUUAUUGUUAUUUCGAAAUUGAUUUGCUGUGAAUUGACUGAACUAAGACAGCGGGAUUCCGAGCUUGAUCGUUGGACUUUGGGGCUUUGGGUCGCGACCGCUGCCUGGAAGAUGUUACUCUCCAAGUUCGGCUCACUCGCUCACCUUUGCAACCCAACCAGUAUGGAUCACUUGCCGGUGAAGAUCCUCCAGCCAGUGAAAGUGGAGAAGGAGCCGUUCGAUAAAAUCUAUCAAGUGGGCUCCGUGCUCGGCAGCGGGGGAUUUGGCACGGUCUAUGCCGGGAACAGGAUCGCAGAUGGCUUGCCGGUGGCGGUGAAGCAUGUGGUCAAGGAGAGAGUCACGGAGUGGGGCACAAUUGGUGGAGUAAUGGUGCCCUUGGAGAUAGUCCUGUUGAAGAAAGUGGGGUCUGGAUUCCGAGGGGUCAUCAAGCUGCUGGACUGGUAUGAGAGACCGGAUGGCUACCUGAUUAUCAUGGAGCGGCCAGAGCUGGUGAAAGAUCUCUUUGACUUCAUCACUGAGAAGGGUGCCCUGGACGAGGACACGGCCCGGGGCUUUUUCCGCCAAGUCCUAGAGGCAGUGCGCCAUUGCUACAACUGCGGUGUGGUGCACAGAGACAUCAAGGAUGAAAACCUCCUGGUGGAUCUCCGGACAGGCGAGCUGAAGCUGAUUGAUUUUGGGUCCGGGGCUAUCCUCAAGGACACCGUUUACACUGAUUUUGAUGGGACACGCGUGUACAGUCCCCCAGAAUGGAUUCGCUAUCACAGAUACCAUGGCAGAUCAGCUACUGUGUGGUCUUUGGGCGUUCUCUUGUAUGACAUGGUCUGUGGAGACAUCCCUUUUGAACAAGAUGAGGAGAUCUUGAGGGGACGGUUAUACUUCCGAAGACGAAUUUCACCUGAAUGCCAACAACUGAUCAAAUGGUGCCUUUCCCUGAGGCCUUCGGACAGACCAACACUCGAGCAGAUUUUUGACCACCCGUGGAUGCACAAAUCAGAAAUGGUGAAGUCAGAAGACUGUGACAUAAGGCUACGGACCAUUGACACGGACGUGUCUAGCACAAGUUCAAGCAAUGAGAGCCUGUGAAAUAUUAAGGACCAUGCAACAGGAGGGGAGCUACAAGCAGGAAAAAAAAUUACAAGACCACAGUGCUGCUGCUGCUGCCAAUAUGUAGGAGGGGCUAGGAAAAAAAAUGCAUUCAUUAUUCUGUAGUUUGAAUCUUAUCUGAGGGACUUGAUUUUCUAAAAAAAAAAUUUCCCCCUUUUUGGCUGGUUUCUGCUUUGAAAUGAAAGAUUUCCUUUGGAAGUGCUGACGUUUGGGAGUUUGCAGGCCAGUACUUAGUCAAAGACUGACCUCUUUUUUUCUUCCUUCCCUUUUUCCUUUCUUCUUUUAUAUUAAGACAAAGCAGUGACCUCUUUAACAUGGUAACCCUUUGCUCUCAUAGAGCCGGACUACAUUUUAAUUUGCUUUUUUCAGUGCCUUUUUGAAAGCUGCUUCAGUGGGACUUUCUUUUUUGAGCUGUGUAUGUCCAAAGAAAAUCCAGGACAUGAUAGGAUUUAUGUUUAUUUUUUUAAAUUGUGCUCCCUUUCCGCGCUAAAAGGUGCCAGGGUGGGAUAGCCAGUUCCUAUGAUGUCCUGGAGAACAUGUUCAGUGAUUGAAUGAAGUAGUCCCAUCCACUGGUGAUGGAAUACUUGAACACAGACAUUUCAGUCCUUCCUGGUUUCUCCCCAGCCCUCCUUCCCCACCCUCCGAAGACCACCUCUGCUGUUCCACACAUUUAUAUUUCCAGUAGGCUGCACAGACAGGUCUUUCAGCUGUUUUAUCAGGAACACUUAACUCAUAUUUCCUUUCAUCAUCUCUACCACUGGGCACAAAAAGCCCUUUUCUCAACUCCCUCCCAACCUGCAAGUCUUAAAAAGUAUGUAUGGGCACAAUCAAUGCAAUAUUCAAGGACUUCGUGUGUGUGUGUGUGUUUUCCAUACUUGUAUAAUGUGUUGAUGUAAAUUUUAUUUUUCUCCUCCCCUCUCCCAUGUAUUAUAUGGUUUUAUUUAUUGUCUGAAGUUUAGAAGAUCUCUCACAGUCUCAUCUGUGGCUAUUUAUUUUGGCUAAUUUAUUUGAUUAGAAUUAUUCAAACAUUGCUUCCCCCACCCUUCUUAAGCCUCUUAUGGGAAUUAUUACAGUUGGUCCACAUUUUUUUCCCCCUUUGUAUUCCUAUCUGUCUUUCUGUUGGUUGAAAAAGUAAAAAAAAGUCUGACCAUACCUGGGUUUUUUUUUCCAUUUUUGGUUGGAAGAUGGAAAAUUGUUGUACAAAGUCUAAUUUAAGGGAACUAGAAUGACUUUAAAAGUUAGUUCAGUAUGCCUUUUUUGUCUGGUAUUAUUUACAUACCAGAACUGUAAAGUAAUGCUGUUUGGAAGGGUUUAAAUUAUUGACACUGUACAGUCUUUGUGCAUUGGCUCUGGAAGGAAGAGGGGCAGAGUCAUAAACCUUAAUUUAUUUUAAUAGCUGUGUGUUCUGUGAUCUGGUUGCAUUUAUGCAGCUUGGAUUUUUUUUUCUUCUGUUUAACAGUGUGAAAUGUAUGGAGAUCAUAUUUUUUAUACAGGUAUUUCAAUUAAACUUUUUUUUGUAGAUAA
Molecule: messenger RNA, 3394 nt
Organism: Gekko japonicus
Lineage: Eukaryota; Metazoa; Chordata; Lepidosauria; Squamata; Gekkonidae
Gene: PIM3
Product: Pim-3 proto-oncogene, serine/threonine kinase
Exons: 6
Coding region: 878-1849 (323 amino acids)
Biological process (GO): protein autophosphorylation; regulation of mitotic cell cycle; negative regulation of apoptotic process
Cellular component (GO): cytoplasm
Molecular function (GO): ATP binding; protein serine/threonine kinase activity
Source: RefSeq, a predicted model, not a curated record